Molecule: messenger RNA, 1628 nt
Organism: Rubroshorea leprosula
Lineage: Eukaryota; Viridiplantae; Streptophyta; Magnoliopsida; Malvales; Dipterocarpaceae
Source: the annotation of a GenBank genome assembly
AGAGAAGGACAAGUCCACUUCAACUCCAUCUCUCCAUCCCCUUCUUCGCUAAUCAUACACACUCCUUCAGGCUUUUACUUCACGCUCCCUCCUUCCAAAUCCAUCCCCAAUAUGACUUCAUUUCUCCUCAUUCUCAUGAAAAUCCUCACUCUUUUCAACUCCUGAAUCCACCCAUUCAAUACCCAUUUUCAGAAACUAGAUACCCACAUCGAAUUCCUUCAUUUUUUUCAUUCAACUAUGUACUUAUCGGAGAAACCCCGUCCGAUAGACUUGUACAAGGAAGAGGGGGGCGGAGCCACAGCUCGUGACAUGAUUAUUGAGGUCACCCCCAAUGGGGAUUUGCCGCCUCACACCCAGCACCCCCACCACCAGCAGAUGAUUCUGGGGGAUAGCAGCGGUGAGGACCAUGAAGUUAAGGCACCUAAGAAGCGGGCGGAGACCUGGGUGCAGGAUGAGACCAGGAGCUUGAUUGCGCUGCGGAGAGAAAUGGAUAGUUUGUUUAAUACCUCGAAGUCGAACAAGCACUUGUGGGAGCAGAUAUCGGCGAAGAUGAGAGAGAAAGGGUUCGAUCGGUCGCCGACCAUGUGCACGGACAAGUGGAGGAACUUGUUGAAGGAGUUUAAAAAGGCUAAGCAUCAAGAUAGAGGAAGUGGGUCGGCGAAGAUGUCGUAUUAUAAGGAGAUUGAGGAGAUUUUGAUGGACAGGACUAAGAAUGCGCACUACAAGAGCCCUACUCCUCCUCCUCCUCCCAAAGUUGAUUCCUUCAUGCAGUUCUCUGAUAAAGGCUUUGAUGAUACAAGUAUAUCAUUUGGUCCUGUUGAAGCUGGUGGUAGACCUACACUCAAUCUUGAAAGGCGUUUAGAUCAUGAUGGACAUUCUCUUGCCAUCACCACUGCUGAUGCAGUUGCUGCCACUGGAGUUCCUCCUUGGGGUUGGAGAGAGACCCCUGGAAGUGGUGGGGACUGUCAGUCAUAUGGUGGAAGGGUUAUAACUGUCAAGCUUGGGGACUACUCGAGGAGGAUUGGCAUAGAUGGCUCUGCAGAUUCCAUCAAGGAGGCAAUUAGGUCUGCUUUUAGGUUAAGAACUAGGCGUGCAUUUUGGUUGGAGGAUGAAGACCAUAUAGUUCGGAGUCUUGACAGGGACAUGCCUUUGGGGAAUUACACUCUCCACCUUGAUGAAGGUUUGGCUAUUAAACUGUGCCUCUAUGAUGAGUCAGAUCACAUACCAAUGCAUACUGAGGAGAAGAUUUUCUAUACAGAAGAUGACUAUCGUGAAUUUCUGGCCCGCAGGGGAUAUAUUGCUCUCCGAGAGAUAGAUGGAUACAGAAACAUUGAUAACAUGGAUGAUCUUCGACCAGGUGCAAUAUAUCGAGGUGUGAACUGAGAGGAAGCAUGCCAUUGUUUGACUUUAUUACUUGAUUAUGGCACUGUGUUUUCUGGGGAUUGUAGUUGUUGUAAUUGUAAUUUAAGUGCCUUGCACGCUAAUUUGGAGACUUGGAACAAGAAACUCAGCUGUUCAUAGCCUGUGUUGUACGAUAUUGUCUUGUAGGUUUAGAUUCCAGCAUUCUUUUCUGUCACCCUGUUUGUUGUAUAUAUGAUUUUUAGCGGAAAUGAACUAUUUCUAUUGAG